Messenger RNA from Pelobates fuscus (common spadefoot toad), 8318 nucleotides. RefSeq names its product neuronal PAS domain protein 3 (gene NPAS3). Gene Ontology annotation, biological process: regulation of transcription by RNA polymerase II. The coding region runs from base 261 to 3146 and encodes 961 amino acids. The record is from RefSeq and is a predicted model, not a curated record. NCBI's taxonomy places the organism in Eukaryota, Metazoa, Chordata, Amphibia, Anura, Pelobatidae. The transcript has 12 exons. Gene Ontology annotation, molecular function: protein dimerization activity; RNA polymerase II transcription regulatory region sequence-specific DNA binding; DNA-binding transcription factor activity, RNA polymerase II-specific.
UCACUAGGAGGAUGGUGUGAGUGCAGCAGCCUCUGUCUCUCUGUCUCUGUCUCUCCUCCUUCCUCUCUCCCUGUCUCUCCUUGUCUCUGUCUGUCUCUGUCUCUCCUUGUCUCUGUCUGUCUCUCCCUGUCUCUGUCUCUCCCUGUCUCUCUCUGGCUGUCUCCCUCCCUCUCUCCCGGGUCUCUGUGCCGAAUGGUGUGCAGGGCUCCCCGGGCAGGGGAUGUGAUCUGCCCGGGCUCAGUCACCCAGCGGCCGGCGCGAUGAUCAGGAUCUUCCCGGACUUCAGUGUGCAGGUGACGGCGGCUCCGGGGUCUGGCGGGGCUCCUCCCGAGCCAGGGGCUGCCAGGAGCGGGGGGACCAACGGGAGCCACCCGCACAAUGUCCCCGGGGUCAGCUCCUACCAGCAGCGGGGAGCCUCCAGGCCCAUCAGCGCAUGUCCCGUCCCCUGUCCUCCAGACCUCAACCUAAGUUUACAAGCCCUGCGGAAGGAGAAGUCCAGGGACGCAGCUCGUUCCCGACGUGGGAAGGAGAACUUCGAGUUUUACGAGCUGGCCAAACUGCUUCCACUCCCUGCCGCCAUCACCAGUCAGCUGGACAAGGCGUCCAUUAUCCGGCUCACCAUAAGCUACCUGAAGAUGAGAGACUUUGCCAAUCAAGGAGAUCCACCAUGGAACCUACGCAUAGAAGGCCCUCCCCCCAAUACGUCUGUCAAAGUUAUAGGGUCCCAAAGGAGGAGAAGUCCCAGCUCUUUGGCAAUUGACGUCUUUGAAUCUCAUCUCGGGAGCCACAUUCUGCAGUCUCUGGACGGAUUUGUAUUUGCACUAAACCAAGAAGGGAAAUUUUUGUACAUUUCGGAGACUGUGUCCAUCUACCUUGGCUUGUCUCAGGUGGAGCUGACUGGAAGCAGCAUAUUUGAUUAUGUUCACCCGGGGGACCAUGUGGAGAUGGCAGAGCAGCUUGGCAUGAAGCUUCCUCCAGGCCGCGGGCUCCUUUCUCAGAGUGCCAAUGAUGAUGGAGCCAGUUCAGCAUCUUCAUCCUCACAGUCAGAGACUCCAGAGCCUGUGGAGUCUGCCAGCCCCGGGAUUCUCCCUCAGGAUAACUCUCUGGAACGGUCUUUCUUCAUGCGGAUGAAAUCCACACUAACCAAGAGAGGUGUGCACAUCAAAUCCUCGGGUUACAAGGUGAUCCACGUCACUGGUCGGCUGCGUCUCCGGGUGUCUCUGUCUCACGGACGCUCUUCUGCGGGGCAAGUGAUGGGCCUGGUAGUUGUGGCUCAUGCCCUCCCUCCCCCAACAAUCAAUGAAGUACGAAUCGACUGCCACAUGUUUGUAACGCGAGUCAAUAUGGACCUCAAUAUUAUAUACUGUGAAAAUAGGAUCAGUGAUUACAUGGACCUCAAUGCUGUGGAUUUGAUGGGUAAAAGAUGCUAUCACUUCAUUCAUGCUGAGGAUGUGGAAGGCAUCAGACACAGCCACCUAGAUUUGCUGAACAAGGGCCAGUGUGUUACCAAGUAUUACCGAUGGAUGCAGAAAAACGGAGGCUAUAUCUGGGUGCAAUCCUGUGCCACCAUCGCAAUCAAUGCCAAGAAUGCCAACGAGCGCAACAUAAUCUGGGUCAACUAUAUCCUCAGUUUGCUGGAAUAUAAGGAUGUUCCAAUGGAUAUCGCUCAGCUUCCUCACCUGCCUGAAAAGGCUUCAGAAUCAUCGGAGACAUCGGAUUCCGAUUCCGACUUAAAGGAUAAUUCAGAAGACAAUGAGAACCCAAAGUCGGAUGGGAAGGGAAAUCUGUCUGAACAAAGUGAGGAUCAAGAACCAGACCAUAAGCAGUCCGGGGCACACUCUGACCCAGAUAUGAACUGUGAUGAAGAAGCCAACAGUUCAAGUGAUGCCUGCAGUGAGGAAAGUGAAGAGAGUGAGGACUGUGAGGUUAGGAAGGCAGAAGAGGAGAUGGAACAAGGAGGUCUGGCAUCUUUGGGAGGAAUUGGUGCACUGGGAACAUUGGGCCCUAUGCAUAUUAAAGUAGAGCGCUACACAGAAAGUGAAACAGACAUGCGUGGACCCGAGUCCCUCAGCUCUGACAGUGCCAGAGAUUCUCAAACCGGUGAGGAAGAGGACGAGGAAGAAGAUCGAGGGGUCCGUGUUACUGGUAUUCUAAGUAGGCAUCAACGAAGGAAAAGGAGGAGAAAGGGAGUAGGACCAUAUGGAGGAAGGAGAAGACGUCUGUCUGGAGGCUCAAGUCCAGGAGGUAUAGAGAGUUCAUUGGGAGACCCCCCUAGACUGCUCCCUUCAACCCCACCGCCUACAGGAAGCUGCUCCUCUUCUUCUGUUUUAAAGAUCAAGACAGAAAUGUCUGAACCUAUCAACUUUGAUAAUGACAGCAGUAUUUGGAACUUCCCUCCCAACCGGGAGAUCUCUCGUAAUGAGUCCCCUUAUAGUAUGACCAAGCCUCCUGCAGGCGGCGAGCAUUUCUCUCCCUCCCCAUCCUCCUCUGCAGCUGCACCCCCAGCUCUUCAUGUUUCUAUACCAGACUCUGUCCUCACGCCCCCAGGUGGGGCUGAGGGAGUUGGGCGCAGCAAAGGGCAAUUCUCUGCAUCAUCUGGUGUUUUGGCUUCUGUCAACUCCGAUCCUCUAUCUCCUCCACUGUCUGCCUCCCCUCGUGAUAAACCGCCUCAAACAGGUGGCCCAUCUAACUCACUGCUAUAUGCAGGGGAGCUAGAAGCACUACAGAGGCUUCAGGCGGGCAAUGUGGUCCUGCCUUUAGUGCAUCGUGUGGCUGGGACACUGGCAGCAACGGGAAGCAGUGGGCAAAGGGUGUACACAACAGGCACCAUUCGAUAUGCUCCUGCUGAGGUAACACUGGCAAUGCAGGGUAACCUGCUUCCAAAUGCCCACCCAGUGAACUUUGUAGAUGUGAAUGGCCCAAGUUUUGGACUGGACCCCAAAACCCCAAUGGAGAUGCUGUACCACCAUGUGCACAGGCUAAACAUGUCUGGCCCAUUUGGAGGAGCCGUGACGGGUGCCGGCCUUACCCAGGUGCCAGCUGCUAGCGUCUUUACUACAGCAGAGGGAAUCUUCUCCUCUAUCCCCUUCCCUGUGUACAGCAAUGGCAUCCACGCAGCACAGACUCUAGAACGUAAAGAGGACUGAAGGAAUAAAAGGUAAUAAUGAAUGAGAGACAGAGAGGAGGAGGAGAGAUAAAGGACAUACUUCAGAAAGAGAAGAAAGACAUUAUUAGGGAACGUAAAAUACUGAUGGCUAUGUUCUGGUGUUGGGGUGGCUAAAUCUGCCCCUUCAUAUCUCCUCCUCUGCUGUCUAAUCCAAAGCCGUGAAGGGAAAUGGUUAUUGUCUCUGAAUUUGAUGUUAUUCUUCCCCAAAUUGUUCUGGGACCAGUAGCCCCGUCUUCCGCACCGUGUACUAACAGCAGGGCUUCACAAGCGCUUUGUUCCCCCAUUUUCCCACUUCCUGCGGCUUUGGUUUAGUUGGCAGAUGCCUCUCCUGGGGACCGCCCGCACUGUGCCCGCUGCUCUACCACUUUGCUGAGGGGCAGCGGCUGCAUUCUGAUCCUUUACAACAUAAAAUAAUCCAGCACUUUGACUCACACCUAGAAUUUACUCCCUGCCCCUAGAAAAAAAUGAGCCUCCCCACCACCACUUGACAACAGUCUGCCAAAGUGUACUGGGAAAUAAUUUUUCUCCCCUUUGUAUCCCCUUUACCCCACAUGACUUUGGGUCCAUUUUCUCUCUGCUGUUGAACUUUAGAUUAAAUAUCCAGUUAAGUGCCAGGGGAUAAUGUGACUUAUGACACUGUAGAAGACAGAGUGUUAUCACUCAUACAAUUUAUGGAAACAUGACCGUGUGGACAUAAACAGGUAAACUGAGCUUCGUAUGAAUUCUAGAUCAGGUACUCUCUAAAACACAAACUGCCCCAGGGAUCACACACACAUAUAUACUGAAAAUUCAGAGCAGUUGCCAGGUUUAUAUUCAUUGCAAAACGUCUCCGUUGACUGUACAUUGGGCUGUACAUCACUGGUACUAACUUAUACCAUCAUCGCCAACUGUAAAUGCUCUAUUUUUUCUAUUUACAUAGAUAUAUAGAUGGUAUUGUUUCUUCUGCAGGUUCGUGUUGGUGACUAAUAACUAUAUAUUAGUGCAAAAUGAAAGGGCUGACAUUAGCAAAUAUAUACAAAUUUCCUCAUAAACAGGGGCCCCAGUACACGUGUUACUUUUAGGGGGGCGUGCCAUACAUAUAGGUAUUCAUAAAAUACUAGUUGAAAGCUGCUUAACAAAUUGGAUGUUACUUUCAGGCAUCAUCCUUAUAGUCACCACGAUUACACCUAGUGGGUGCCACGUGGACCACUGGGCAGGAGAAUUAAAAGAGAACAUUUGAUGAGAUCACGUACAGACAACAAACCUAUUGAGCAGACACCUCUCUAGAGAUUUCCCUAUAAAACACCAUAUGCACACCAACAGUCCAUUGUUUGCUUCAAGUAACUUCGUGGCAGGGAAGACAGUCAUUCAGACGUCGUGUUAGUGUAUCUUCAACAUCAAGCUUCAAAGAUGAAGGAACCCCUUUCUCAGCCUGCAGUUUGUAUAAAGAGGCACAUAUCUGUAGGUAACAUACUCGAGGGCAACCCGUAUUGACCACAUUACCCACAGCUGCUCUGGGCAACACUGCAAGUUCUCUACAUUUUAAGCAGAUUUGUGUUAGGUCCCAAUGAAUAUCUUACGCUCAGCUUGGGGGCAAUACAAUAGAUUGUUCUAUCAAACCUAAGAUGUUUUCAGUGCUGUUAGGAAUGAACACAUCAAGGCUUGAGGAUAUGAAGGAUUCCUAACCAUUUUAUUUCCUGAAAGAAUUAGACUGGCCCUAACAUGUCCUUUCAAUGUGACUGUACAGUCAGUGAUUUGAGGAUUGGUUAAACAGGAUUUUAGGAAGGCUAUGAAGUCAGCAAUUAUGGGAGUUAGGGGAAGAGGAGCCAACAGCUGGAGGGAGAGACAGGUAGUACUUGGAAGAGGGGAAAUAAACCGCUAGUGAGAGGUGUCAUGGAUGGAGUUUUAAAAGGAGGAGUAAGAAACAGCAGUUAAAAGUUGUAGGUACAGGCUUUGUUUACUGAAUACUGUUUAGGGAGGAUUUGGGAAGGAGGUGCAUUGUUUAGGUUAUAGACGGUUACAUGGAGGGAGGUUUAAAUCGGUCUGCAGUGUUCUAACCUGUUCAGAUCCCAUUUUUAAAUUUGCUAGUUAUGUUACAACAUAAAAGGUACUGUAGAAUUGCCUGAUAAAACUUGGACCACAACUAUCGUUCAUGCAGAGAGGCCUGCAAAACAUUCCAGCCAAUCUAAUGACAUUUUGGAAUUUAAACUCCCCACUUCCUUUGCUCUCCAAAACAGGAGGGUGGAAGGCAUGAGUAGGUAACAUAGGAACAUACAGGGGUGGGGGGAGGCUUAAAGUUUCCACUUGCACAGAACACUUUACUGACCUCUCAUGUCUCAGUGUUAUAUGUUGCGUGUCCUUGCCCAACGCUGUGUAUCUGUUCUACUUCAAGUAGCAAAUAGUUUUCAAAAAACACAAUUAGUGCAAAUCAUGACUUUGCCUAGGUUUUCCCUAUUUCUGUAGAUUCUCUACUGUUUGUCGAAUGCACUUUCCCUUUAAAUCCACAACUAAACUGCUAAUAAAUAGAAUAGUUUUUUUAUCUAAUGCUUCUUUUGAAUAUCCCUUAAAAAAAAAAAAAUUGGUUGUGGUGGGGUAUGGGGAUAACAGGAAAUAUUUAAACUGAAUGCGAGGAUAAAACAAAAAAUUAGAUAUAUUCUUAUUCUUUUGGUUACCAGAAAUCAGAAGGGGAAAAAAAAGUCUGAAUGAUUCAGAAACCAAAAUUUUGACUUUUCUAGGAGUAAUGGUUUUUAUUUCCUUGUCCCAGUCUGUUUGGCAGCUUAUCCGUGAUACAUCUAAUACCAGGUGUGAGACUUUGUAAUGUGUUGCUUCGUGUAUAAAAAAGAAACGAAAAAAAUAUGUUAAAAAACAAAUGGUUUAGAGAAAAAAAAAGAACCAUUUCUGAGUGUCUUUCUAGCUGUCUCAUUCCAGUUUCAACGUGUGUUACAAUAUGCAGUAUAUUCUAAGCUAAUGUGAGUGUUUUUAUCUGUUGUCUCUCUCUGUGCUUUUAAAGCUGUAGUCUGUCUGUCACGUUUUUACUCCCUGUGUGUCAGUGAAUCGGUGGGUACAUGGGGACUCGUGGAUGUUUGUAUAGUGGCGAUGCUGCUUUCACUGUUAGUACACCCUAUGGGUAAAAUUUGCUCUUUCUUUGUUAUAAUUUUGCUAUCGCUUUACUGUUGUGAAAUUUCAGUAAUCUGUCCUACUAACUGUUCUGUAUUUUUUACUUCUGUUCUAUGUCUGUCUUUUCCACACCAACCAACAAGGUAUAAUUUGAAAGUAAAAAAAAAAGAAAGAAAGAAAAUGAAUAAUAAAGAAUUUGGCCACCUGCGCUCAUUGUUUGAGGGAUGGAAGGGAAUUAAUUCCCUGUAUUUCCCCUUCAGGAUCCAUUCUUAAUCUGCCCUUUUCCUCCCUGCAUUUGUCUUUACCCUUUCUGAAAAACCUAAAGUUGGUGCCCUUGAGUAUACGCUUGAUAUUUAUUUUGGUCAAUAAGGUCGUUGACACUAUUGUGUUGCAAGAGCACCACUGUCUGAUUGAUAACUGUAGGUGUACCUAGGAGUUUUUUUUUUUAAAUAAAUUGACAACUUAAUUUGCAUGGCGCUUUAGAUUAUAAAGACUGGCAUACCUAAUGGUUUAACACAGUUUUUAUCUCAAACUGAAUUAUUUACAUUUCCUCUAAAAUGUCCUAUUGGAGACCAUCUGAUAAGACAGUGGCCAGUUAUUGCACCGCUGCCGUUACAUCAUUCUGAAACUUGCGCCAUGUUACUUGAGGUUGUAGUAAAACAAAAUAUGAAUAUAAAAUAUGGUUUCAUAUAACACAUACCUCUGGCAGAAGAUACAAAGUCAUCAGAUAGUUUUAGUUAAAUUGGGGUAAUUUGGUAAAUAUUAUGGUCACCAUUACCUCCUAUUUAAAAAAAAUGGAGCUACAAACUAAUAGGAUUUCGGCCUGCCUGUCAUUCCCUAAAUUCACAAUGUAUUCUCCCUACGGGCAUGCUUCAGAAUCGUCAUUCAAUUUGGGUGCCUUAAUGGGGUAAUAGCCUAGUAUGGACAUGCCCAGUGACCAUUACCUCCCCUACUGAACAAUCUUUCCUGAGAUUCUAUUACUUCGUUCCAAAACCCAUAGCAGAUCUGCCCUCAAUAUUCUUUAUUUCUACCUCCUGUUUUUCGAUAGAGGGCUUUUUGUUAUGCUGCAAGUCUUAAAACCUCUUCUGCCAGUGGCAGUGUGUUCCUGCACUAUUACUUUAAAAGGGAAUAAAAUCAUUAUUGACCUUUAAUCUCUGUCAGAAGAUAUAACAUAAUCUUAAAACGGAAGCUUAAUGUUUUCGGCGCUAAACUGUGGCAAGAUGAUGUCACUUCAUCACUUUUUGUGCAGGCAGGUGGCUACAAAACACUGAAAUCUAAUUUAAAAGGUUUACGUUUUACCCUUUGUCUUCCAUCAUUGUUAUUUCGUUUAUUCGUUCUCUAUUUUAGUUUUUUGUUUUGUUUGUUUUUUUUUAGUAAGUGUUUGUGUUGUGUCAAAAGAUUAAAAAUUAAUAAUAUUAUUAAUAAUAAAACUAUUGCAGAUUUCUGGUUAUUUCAAUUGAGCGAGUUUAACAGCUGCUUUCGAAAUAAAUUGUCUGACAACUUACAAAAAUGACAACAAAAAAGUCAUUUUUAUUUGUGACGACUGUGUCUGUGUUUUUAACUAUUUCUUGUAAAUUAAUAUGAAACGUUUGAGGUUGGUGCCACUUUGGUAAUAUAUACACAAGAUAAAGAACAAAGGGUUGAUAGGAGAUAGACAGAAUUGUACCUGAAAACCCAGCCGUGUUACCAACUUAAACGUUUAAAAAAAAUAUAUAUAUAUAUUAAAACGUUAAAAAUGCGAAAAUUAUGGGUAAGUUUUAUUGUUUUAAAGACUAACUCAGUUUUAACUUGACGUGCCUCAUCUGUUGUAAAGAAAAAAAAAAACAUAAUUUUUCCAUUAACCAUCAAAUUAAUAAGGUACAGAAAAAAAAACCUGAAAAUAAGCAAAAAAAUAAAAAAAAUCUGUACAUAAUUUCAUUUUUUUUAAAACAAGGUUCUUUUUUAUACUUUUCUAGGCCUGCUUACACACCAUACAUGCUGUCUUUUAUGUAAAUUAAUUUUUUGAUUCAUCCGGCAGGUACCAUUUUCAUAAUAAACUUUACAUUUUGGAUUUGUU